AGAGCGAAAACGUCGUCUGCAAAACUACAAGAAACAUAGAUUGCUUUUUUUUAGUAUGGAGAUUGAAGAAAAACUAAAGCUAGUUGAGGCAGUUGUGGAGUAUAUGGAUACAACUAGUAAUCUGGAAAGAGUGAAACUACAAUGUAUACACUACAACAAGAUAGAAAAGGAAAUGUUUUUGUACACAUUUAAGAUUCUAGUCAAUCCAAGUGAUGUCUGUGAAAAAGACGCCAGCCUUGGUAACUGCAUACUUUCAACUCCAGCAGUCGCCACUAGCCUUUUCCAGGAGGUAGUUUUCCAGGUGGUGCAGCUGCUCUCCCUAUUACAUGAAGAUGUUACACUGUCCCAGAUCUGUGUCAUACUGAGGCUGACUUCACUACCGAGGAUAACUCAGUUGUAUGAAGUGGAACAUGCUAACCAGCUAAGUGUGUUCUUCAACAAAACUGUGUUUGUACAUCUGACUGGUAUUAUUGUGGGAGUAACAGCCACCUCAAAGUAUACACAAGGUACAAGGUACGCCUGUUAUGACGAGGAGUGUGAGGGCCACAGUGGUUACCACUUCAUCCGAGUCCAUAUGCCAGGAGCAUCUGAGGCACAGACUAUCAGGAGUGAUUUUAAAUGUACUUUCUGUUGGAAACCCCUGAGAGAAGUAAAGACUUGUCGCACCUUAGCAGACAGAGUUAUAGCAGAGGUUGUACCUGACACUGUAUUCAGACAUGGAAACAGCAACUCAUUCAAGUUCCUUGAGCAGGCCAUCCCCAUAUAUAUUAGAGGCGAUUUGACGAGGUGUGUGGAGAUUGGUGGAUGUUACGAUAUUAUAGGACUCAUACAGAAAACUCAGCAGGACGAGAAAGUUGUCAUGGCAAUAGAGGUUAAUAAUAUGAAAAAGGUGGGCAUGAUGGAUAUGAGCCCUGCUGUUAAAUCUGCUGUCCUUCCUGAUGUAAUCUACAAAUUAUAUCAAGACAGGAAGCAUUCCCCCUGGAGCUUUGUACUAAGUCUGGCAUUUUUCUUUGGAGGAGAUAUCAGUCCUUGUGGUACCUACCUCAAACUGAAGCUGUCACUGCUGGUCAGCCUGAUGUCUCUACCUCCAACAAACAAGUCCUCAUUCAGACCUUUACAUGUGCUGGCUAUUGGUCAAGACACGUUCAUUCUGAACCAGCUGAUGACCUACACACAACACUUCUCCAACAGAGCUUGUGUUUACUCCUCCAUCAACAACCUUGCUGGCAAGGUCUCUAAAGACAAGUACGCCAGCUCUCAGUACUUCAUAGACGGUGGAUGUCUUCUUUUUGGAAAAGAUGGAGUGUGUUAUCUUGGUGAUGUCUGCCGGUUCAGAAAAAGCAUAUGUGAACAAAUACGGACAGCUCUUAGUAAUGGCAAGGUGACAAUUGACAUAGCCAGUAAGUACACAGGAGGCUUACCCCAGAAGGUGGAGCAGAAAUUGGAAUGUUUGGUGUGGGCUUACACAGACUCCAUCACCAACAAAAAGCCUCAGCAUUUUGAUGACAUUUUCACUGGCUGUGAGAUGGGCAACAUGGCAAAACCCAUGUUGGAUGUGUUCAGCCUGCUCCAGUUUGUUGACAGUGGAGACAGCAGUACCAGGGAGGAGGUAGCAUUGAGGUGUGCUGACCAACAACUUACGUCAUCUUUGGAACUGGACACUGACCAUGGUCAACUGGAAUCUAGUGCAUCUCCCAUUAGUGACCACGACAUGGCCCAGUUUUUGCGGCUAGCACAAGCCAGCCAGCCUACAACAAGCCGAGAAGCUGACAGCCUUAUCCACAGGUACUAUGUAGCUAGCAGGAAGGUACGCUCCUCAAACAGUGACGAACCCAGCAUCCCUGUCACUGCACUGCAGACCAUUUGUAGUUUAGCUAUUGGUCACACCAAACUGAGUCUGCGGUCUGUGGUCACGGAGGAGGAUGCACUUAUGGCGAUCAAACUAUACGAGGAAUCUAUAACUGCAAGGUUUGGUUAUUCAGUUUUGAGUGUCCAGCCAUCCCCACACCUACCGGUCAGUCAAACUAGUGAUUUCCUGGGAUACGAGAAUGACAGACAAAUGAAACAAUUCUAUACAACACUAGUGCGCUUCUGCACAGCACAAUCUUACAUGGAGGAGUGAUGCCUCAGAAAGAAAUGCAAACAAGCUUUGAUGAUUUGAAUAAUACUCUAAAGCUGGACUUUGAUGAUUUGUGAAUUAUGGUUUUUUAAUGAUUAUAAAUGUACAUGGAGGAUAAAUACUUUACUGCUGCGAAUGAAUGCUAGUUUUAUUGCCAAUUCUUUGUUGCAUAAAGCAAUCAAUGCGAUGUGGUAUUGUAUUUCAAAGUAAACUGAUUUCACUAAUGAACAUGCAAUGUAGAUUUCUGAUAAGCUGCAUACAGGUACAAUUAUUGACCUGUCUAGAACAUACCUUGUGAUAAAUGAUUAGUGACUGUGAUAUUUAACAAGUUACUUGGGUUCAUUGCCAAUAAAAGUAUUGAUUUCCUACAAUGCCCUUGUGUAUUUUUUCAGGAAAAUAUAAAAGAU
This is a messenger RNA of Mizuhopecten yessoensis (Yesso scallop), 2526 nucleotides long. Its product is annotated as MCM domain-containing protein 2-like. The coding region runs from base 56 to 2122 and encodes 688 amino acids. Gene Ontology annotation, molecular function: DNA binding; ATP binding; single-stranded DNA helicase activity. Gene Ontology annotation, biological process: double-strand break repair via break-induced replication. NCBI's taxonomy places the organism in Eukaryota, Metazoa, Mollusca, Bivalvia, Pectinida, Pectinidae. The record is from RefSeq and is a predicted model, not a curated record. The transcript has 22 exons.